Coffea eugenioides is the source of this 1778-nucleotide messenger RNA. RefSeq names its product protein SAR DEFICIENT 1. The transcript is spliced from 7 exons. Lineage: Eukaryota; Viridiplantae; Streptophyta; Magnoliopsida; Gentianales; Rubiaceae. The coding region runs from base 74 to 1486 and encodes 470 amino acids. Gene Ontology annotation, cellular component: nucleus. Gene Ontology annotation, molecular function: calmodulin binding; sequence-specific DNA binding; DNA-binding transcription factor activity. The record is from RefSeq and is a predicted model, not a curated record. Gene Ontology annotation, biological process: regulation of salicylic acid biosynthetic process.
AUCUCUUUCUCUCAGCAGUUGUAAGUUACACACCUACGCUGCACCAGAAAUCAUUGGAAUCAUUUCCUGAAGAAUGGCUGCCAAACGGUUGUUUGAUGAUUCCGACAAUGAUCAUUCCGACCAAUCUAACCCCAAGCGCAUCAAAACUACCAAACCAACUUUUGCUUCUGUGAUUAAAGAGGUGGUUACACUUAAUUUCUUGGAGAACUUCUGCUCAUCUUUAGAGCCAAUGCUCAGAAGAGUGGUGCAUGAAGAGGUGGAAAACGGGCUAAGACGCAAUCUUCGAUCUCUAACAAAGGCUCCAUCACUUCGAAUCCAAGCCAUUGAUGAGCUACCGACCCUACAACUGAUAUUCAACAAAAAGCUUUUACUCCCAAUAUUCACUGGAAGCAAAAUUACAGACACCGAAAGCAACCAUCUUCAAGUCGUCCUCGUUGACACUAGAGGUGACGGAAAGGUCCCAGCAUUUCUUCCCUGCUCCCUUAAGAUUGAAAUCGUGGUUCUGGAUGGCGACUUCCCCGCUGGGGACAGUGAAAAUUGGACUAACGAAGAAUUCGACAAGCAUAUUGUGAAAGAAAGAACUGGGAAGAGGCCUUUGCUUGCUGGAGAAUUGAAUGCCAUCAUGAGGGAUGGAUUGUGCUCGUUUGGUGAUAUUGAAUUUACUGACAAUUCGAGCUGGAUUCGGAGUAGAAGAUUCAGGCUUGGUGCAAAAGUGGUUCAAGGGACCAGUGCUGCCGGUCAAGUUGCCAGAGUUCGACCUGCCAUGUCUGAAUCCUUUGUUGUCAAAGAUCACCGUGGUGAAUUGUACAAGAAACAUUAUCCACCAUCACUAGAUGAUGAUGUAUGGCGUCUGGAAAAGAUAGGAAAAGAUGGAGCUUUCCACAAGAAACUAUCUGCAGAAGGUGUAAACACUGUGCAAGAUUUCUUGAAGCUCAAUGUCAUUGACCCCCAAAAGCUUAAAAAGAUACUUGGACUUGGGAUGUCGGAGAAGAUGUGGGAGGUGACGUUGAAACAUGCGUGGACUUGUAACAUGGGGACAAAGCUCUACAUGUCCCGGGGAUCCAAUUACAUAAUCAUCCUUAAUCCAGUUUGUCAAGUUGUUAAGGCUGUCAUCAAUGGACAACAUUAUGUUCUUCGUGAUUUAAAGAUGAUGAAUAAGGGCUAUGUCGAGAAGUUGGCCCAAGAUGCUUAUGCAAAUUGGAAAUCUUUGGAAGAAAUCGAAGGUCAAGUUAACGAGACUGCAUUAUUAACCAUGGGUGAAAUUGGGGACCAAGUUCCAAAUCAUCAACAGCCAAAAAUGGGCAGUUCUUAUCAGGGUGGACAAGCACUAUUACUUGAUGGAUCCACAAAUCAGAUGGCAUCAAUUGCAAACAAUGAACAAGUGACCUAUAAUGACUGGGGUCUCAAUUGCAGCUACCUGUGGACUCCCGCGCAGAACAGUGGCCGCUAUUUCCCCGAGUCCUCCUCCGAGGGUGACUUGCAUUAAAGUGGCUGGUUAUACCAUUUGUGCCGAGGCUCAAGAUGCAGCAGUUGUACAUAAUUAUCAAGUCUUUUUUUUUUUUUUCCGAGCAAGUAGAAACUUUUAAUUUAUGCCACCCCUUUGUAAAAUGUUGUGGUUUGGCAUUAGGAUUGUUGUUUUUUUUGCUGACGGAAAGUUCCUAGUAAUGCGAUGUAGUCAACUGUCAUUGAUCUUUUUUCUUCUUGUACAAAGGAGAAGAUCAAAUAGUUAAAUCAAUAAUUUGUACGAAGCAAGCAAAUAAAUCAGAUAUUUGUCCCUU